AGUCAUGUACAUUAAAGCAUCAAGAACACCAAAACAUUCAAUAAUAGUAAAGCCAGCCAUGAAAGCCCUACUCCCCACACUACUAGUGUUAGCGCUGCUGCUGGUCACGGCCAGCGAAGCCCGAGCGGCCAAGUGCUGGAGCCGGCAAGACCAGGGCUCGACCCUCCAGGUCUUCCACGUCUACAGCCCCUGCUCUCCUCUCCGGCCGCCGCACGCCGCCGCGUCAUGGGAGGAGAGCGUGCUCCAAAUGCAGGCCGAGGACAAGGUCCGGCUGCAGUACCUGUCGAGCCUGGCGGUGGCCGGCAAGUCCGUCGUGCCGAUCGCCUCCGGGAGGCAGAUCGUGCAGAGCCCCACCUACAUUGUGAGGGCCAAGAUUGGGACGCCUCCGCAGGCUUUUCUCUUGGCUCUGGACACCAGCAACGACGCUGCCUGGAUUCCUUGCGACGGCUGCCUCGGCUGCUCUUCCACCGUCUUUUCGCCCCUCAAGUCGACCUCUUACAAGCCCCUUCCGUGCUCUGCUGCUCAGUGCAAGCAGGUACCCAACCCUACUUGCGAUGGCAGCGCGUGCGGUUUCAACUUGACCUAUGGUGGGUCCAGCAUAGCAGCUGACCUGACCCAAGACACCCUCACUCUCGCCACUGACCCUGUCCCAGCCUACACCUUCGGCUGCAUCAAGAAAGCCACAGGCACUUCGGUCCCACCUCAGGGCUUGUUGGGCCUGGGCCGAGGCCCACUAUCGCUUCUAUCGCAGACCCAAAGUCUCUACCAGUCCACAUUCUCUUACUGCUUGCCCAGCUUCAAGGCCCUCAACUUUUCUGGGUCGCUAAGACUUGGGCCUAUUGGACAGCCCAAAAGGAUAAAGUAUACUCCUUUGCUCAAAAAUCCAAGGAGAUCGUCGCUUUAUUAUGUUAUCCUGCGGGGAAUCAAGGUUGGCCGGAGAACUGUGGACAUCCCUCCCAGUGCUCUGGCAUUCAACCCAACCACUGGUGCUGGCACCGUCAUUGAUUCUGGCACCGUCUUUACAAGAUUGGUGGCACCGGCGUACACGGCCGUCCGAGAUGAGUUCCGGCGGCGAAUGGGAAAGGCGGCGUUGUCAUCGCUAGGCGGGUUUGACACGUGUUACUCGGUCCCGAUUGUCGUGCCCACUCUAACAUUCAUGUUUGAGGGGAUGAAUGUGACGCUGCCACAAGACAACUUCCUCAUCCACAGCUCGGCCGGCAGCCUCACGUGCUUGGCCAUGGCGGCGGCGCCAGAAAACGUGAACUCGGUGUUGAAUGUGAUCGCCAACAUGCAGCAACAAAACCACCGGGUGCUUUUCGACCUCCCCAACUCUAGGCUUGGCGUGGCCCGUGAGACCUGCUCGUGAAUUUAUUAAUUAAUUUGUUUUGGGUUUGGCUUAGGCCAUUGGUCCAACUGGUUUAUUUUCUAGUGGCUUUUCGUGUUGGUUUUAUGGGUUUCUUAAGAUUUGCUGUUGGUGUUUGUAGUUAACUCUUAAUCUUAGAAGAUGCUAAAAAGGAAGAUUGUAGCUUUUGUGUUGGGACUUGUGUUCUAUCUUGGUAUAUGCAUAUGUAUCUUUCUUUGUUGUUUUAGCAGACGAUUACUUGGAUAGAUCGUACCAAGUCGCGAGCUAUUUACAAUCGGCUUUCAUAAUGUUAUUGCCAAAGCAUUUCUGUUA
Molecule: messenger RNA, 1675 nt
Organism: Morus notabilis
Lineage: Eukaryota; Viridiplantae; Streptophyta; Magnoliopsida; Rosales; Moraceae
Product: aspartyl protease AED3
Exons: 3
Coding region: 5-1366 (453 amino acids)
Biological process (GO): proteolysis
Molecular function (GO): aspartic-type endopeptidase activity
Source: RefSeq, a predicted model, not a curated record